This is a messenger RNA of Lingula anatina, 2266 nucleotides long. Its product is annotated as DNA-dependent ATPase/E3 ubiquitin-protein ligase HLTF-like. Gene Ontology annotation, cellular component: nucleus. The record is from RefSeq and is a predicted model, not a curated record. Gene Ontology annotation, molecular function: ATP-dependent activity, acting on DNA. Lineage: Eukaryota; Metazoa; Brachiopoda; Lingulata; Lingulida; Lingulidae. Gene Ontology annotation, biological process: DNA repair.
AUGCCGAAACUGAAAUCUUUCCCUAAUUCUGGAACCAGGAAGAAUAUUCUGGGUAAAGUGAAGUGGUUGAGGGUGGUAUUAGAUGAAGGUCACACCAUCAGGAAUCCUAACGCACAGAUGACCAAGGCAAUUCUUGGGCUACAGACACAGAGGAAGUGGGUUUUAACAGGUACACCAAUCCAGAACUCUUUACGAGACCUGUGGACGCUGGUGUUGUUUCUGAAGAUAGAUCCCUUCACUGCCCGAGAUAUCUGGCAACGCGCCAUUGAAAGACCUCUGUCUGGUGGCAGUGAAUAUGCUCUCAAGCGUGUCCAACAUUUGAUGGGUCACAUUGCCCUACGGCGUAUGAAGACACAGGUUGUGGGAGGAAAGCCUCUAGUCCAGCUACCUGCCAGAAAUGUCUACCUGGAAACUCUCCAGUUGUCAGAGGAUGAGAGGAGGACAUAUGACACCAUGGCACAGGAGGGGAAACUGAUCAUUAGCAGGUACUUCAGACAGGGUACCCUGCUCCAUCAUUACGGUGAAGUGUUGGCCAUUUUGAUGAGGCUACGCCAGCUUUGUUGCCACCCGUUUCUUAUCGCCAAUGCUGCCAAGUUGGCUGUACAGUCACAAGAGCUAAGUGGUCAGAUGGACAGCAGUCUGCCAGCAGAGCUGAGGGAGAAGUUAGUCCAGAGUCUUCUCCAAGUAUUAAACUCAGGAUCAGAUGAGGAGUGUUCCAUAUGUCUGGAUCCUCUGAACACUCCUGUUAUCACCAGGUGUGUCCAUGUGUUCUGUAAACCCUGUAUUGAGAGAGUGAUACAGACUGAGGGGGAAGGUGCUAAUUGUCCAUUGUGUCGUGGUAAACUUGAGAGGAAUGAGCUGAUCCCAGUCCCAGAGAAUACAGAGGAGGAGGAGUUCACAAUAGAAGGACCAUGGCAGUCCAGUGCCAAGGUGGAUGCCUUGAUGAAGGCCCUGAUUCAGCAGAGGAAGGAUGACCCAACCAUUAAGAGUAUUGUUGUCUCGCAAUUCACUUCCUUCCUCACUGUCCUAGAGACUCCACUCAAAGCUGCUGGGUUCAAGUUUGCACGUCUCGAUGGCACCAUGACAGCUGCGAAGAGAACACAGGCCAUUGAGCAGUUCUCUGACCUUGACCCCCGUGCUCCUACCAUAUUCCUCCUCUCACUGAAGGCUGGAGGUAUGGGACUUAACCUUACUGCUGCCUCCAGGGUUUUCUUGAUGGAUCCUACCUGGAACCCAGCAUCCGAGGAGCAAUGUUUUGACAGAUGUCAUCGUCUCGGGCAAACCAAGGACGUCAUCAUCACAAAGUACGUCGUGAAGGAUUCUGUGGAAGAGCUCAUGUUGGAACUGCAGGAGAGGAAACGCAAACUGAUGCAGGGAGCAUUUGGAAAGAAGCAGACAGUCGAGCAACGAAGAGAAACACGCAUUGCAGAUAUCAAAACUUUGUUUUCAUAGAACCGAAAACUUAAGAUAACUUUUCAAAUUUGUCAAACAGAGCUGCAGAAAGUUGGUUUUAUUCUAUCUUAAGUUCUGAGUUUUUAGGUGCAUGGUCAAAAAAGAGAUGUUUGGAAAGAACAAUGCAAAAACAUUUUGUACUGAUGCAAUUUAGCCUUUAGGUACAUGAUGCUUGAGAUAAAAUUAUAGUACAUUUAGAAUAAUUUUCCAUUAUUUGAAACCAUCUUGUCUGUAAUGCAGUACCAAGAUUAAUUUUAGUCUCCAGUUUUAUUUCUUCACACUAUUAGAAACAAAUUAUUCCAAAGUUUCCUGCUUGUGUUUUUUUUAUUUCAAGUAAAUGAGAGAAUAUUUUAACUGGUUUGUAUUUUUGAGAACAUUUUUCAGUACAGCUGAUUCAGUUUGAGAGGUGCUUGGUUGGUGACACAAGUUUAUAAGAUAUUCAAAAGUGGGUGACAUACAAAGUGCCUAAAUUUUGUUCUAACAUAUAUCUGCCUCCAAUAUUAGAUGAGAUUCAGUCAUUUUAUUUAUAGCAAUGUAAAUUUUUUAAUGUAUUACCGGUUACCCAUCAGAAAUAUUCUUAAAUACAUAACAGCAAAUAGAUAAAGAAAUUUGCAACAUUUUAAUACUGUUUUUCAUUGGAAUCAAAUCUCCUUUUACCCUUUUGAAUUUGUCUGUCCAAAGUAAUUUUAAUUCAAUUAAAACAAAACUGCUUCAGUUGAUUCAGCAUUUAUAGAAUUCUAUCUACUUUAAUACUUUUAGAUAAUUGUAUUUUUGCCAUUCAUAAAACAUUAAGUAAAGAGCAUAUUUUUUCUAA